Molecule: messenger RNA, 1483 nt
Organism: Tremella mesenterica DSM 1558
Lineage: Eukaryota; Fungi; Basidiomycota; Tremellomycetes; Tremellales; Tremellaceae
Exons: 5
Coding region: 88-1245 (385 amino acids)
Source: RefSeq, a predicted model, not a curated record
CACGGGUUCAACGCACAACGUAUCUAUCUUCUUACCCGACUCAAUUUCUGGAUACAACAGAAGAUGCCAUGAACGACACAUAGAUAGAUGAUUCCUCUCUCUGGGUUAGUUUCACCGUUUAGGGGUCAAUGUUCUCUCAGAAAUUUCUCCUCUUUCCCCGAACUCGGUCGAUCUAUAAUUUUCGACCCGCCUUAUGACCCUAACCCUCCCGGAGGCCUGAGGGCGUGGAGACGUGAAGAGUUUGCUCGUCAGCAGAAGGAAAGUAAGGAAAAGAUCGAAAAACGAAAGGAUCCUUGGUCCGUCUUGGUCAAUACACCAAAAAGACAAUGUAUCCUUACUCGUCAGAUUUUACCAUGUGGUUUCAUGAUCAACCUUCGUCCAACCAUCCAUCCAAACCAUCAAACCAACCUUAACCCUCCUCUCAUCUUACUUCCCGAUCGUAUCCAACAUCCUAAAAUCUUACCACGUAAGAAAGGUAAAGGAGUUUGGGUGACUUGUCAUUAUGAAUCUCUUGGACGUUUACUCAUACCCGGACCUCAUCUUGGUAUUUUACAAUCUUUUCAUUCUUUAUCUAUACCCACUUCUUUACCUCGAAUAGUAUCGCAUCAGCUUCAAUUACGUAUCCAACAAGAAUUUUCAAUAUUGAUACGACGUUUGAGAGCUAGACCAAAAGAUGAAAGAGGGUUAAUUCACCGUCUUGACGUUUCAUCCUCCUUCAUAUCGGACUCCUCAUCUCCUUUACCUGAAUUUCACUCAGGUGAAAGUUCGUCAAUAUUUGAGAGUACUGGUGAUUCUAUGACUCAAAGUUCCGAUGAUCCCGUCGAAGAUCGUCUGGGGAAUAAGAUUGAUAACUUUCUCGAAGAAGUAAACAUACCUAGAGACACCAUAGCAUUAUUCAUAUUUCAUCCCCAAACAUCUUCAAACAUCCACACAAAUCAGAGAAAUGAAGAUCCAAGCAUUCCAGUCGACGACGCCCGAUGGGGAGAUACUUUUAUUCGUUCGGAUGGAACUCAAAUACCUAUCUAUCACCUCGAUCUCUUUCCCCUCGAAAAUAAUCCUCUCCAGGAGUUACACACCUUGAGUCUGUUCAGCCAAUCAGGAAGUACAGAAGUGGGAGAAAAGGCGACGAGUCAAGUUUGGGCGCUUGACACUUCAGCUCCGUGGGGUCAUCUGGGAGUUCCGUUGGUUAUGGCUUUAUGGAGAUUAAGGAUGUAUCAUGGAUAUGAGUGGGAACAAGUUUCAUGAGCUUUGAGAUCAAGAGUAGAGUCUCAACAUGACAUAUGUCUGUGUUGAGGGGACAUGAGGAUGGUGAGCUUAGGACAAAGAGGGUCAUUGUUUCAGCGACAUGAGAGGAACGCAGAGAGGAAUUAUAUGGGUCUUUGUUGAAGUGACGAAAGGAGGGAGAGAAGAACGGGGAGAUUGAGGGAACAAUAGAGUAUCAUAUAUAACAUCUAAACAGAAAUCAUGAUGCAUCGAUCGACAC